Messenger RNA from Sceloporus undulatus (fence lizard), 2504 nucleotides. It is a transcript of the gene SEC61A2, whose product is annotated as SEC61 translocon subunit alpha 2. Gene Ontology annotation, molecular function: transmembrane protein transporter activity; ribosome binding; signal sequence receptor activity. Lineage: Eukaryota; Metazoa; Chordata; Lepidosauria; Squamata; Phrynosomatidae. The record is from RefSeq and is a predicted model, not a curated record. Gene Ontology annotation, cellular component: Sec61 translocon complex; membrane. Gene Ontology annotation, biological process: post-translational protein targeting to membrane, translocation; SRP-dependent cotranslational protein targeting to membrane, translocation.
CCGGCAGCCUGAGAGGCAGGAGGGGACCCUGGCGGAGUGAGAAGAAGCCCAGACCGCCUCCGGGCGCCGUCGCCGCCUCCUCCUCCUCCUCCAUCCAGGAUGGGGAUUAAAUUUCUAGAAGUUAUUAAGCCUUUUUGCGCUGUGUUGCCCGAAAUCCAGAAGCCUGAAAGAAAAAUUCAGUUCAGAGAAAAAGUUCUAUGGACAGCUAUCACCCUCUUCAUUUUUUUAGUAUGCUGCCAGAUACCAUUGUUUGGAAUAAUGUCAUCAGAUUCUGCAGACCCUUUUUACUGGAUGAGAGUUAUCCUUGCAUCAAAUAGAGGCACUUUAAUGGAAUUGGGCAUCUCCCCCAUUGUGACAUCUGGCUUGAUUAUGCAGCUGCUGGCUGGAGCCAAGAUCAUUGAAGUUGGUGAUACACCAAAAGACAGAGCCUUAUUCAAUGGAGCUCAAAAGUUGUUUGGAAUGAUUAUCACUAUUGGACAAGCAAUUGUGUAUGUAAUGACUGGAAUGUACGGAGAUCCUGCAGAAAUGGGAGCAGGAAUCUGUCUUCUGAUCAUAAUCCAGUUAUUUGUUGCUGGCUUGAUAGUGUUGUUGCUAGAUGAGUUGCUACAAAAAGGUUAUGGCUUGGGUUCCGGGAUUUCUCUCUUUAUUGCUACAAACAUCUGUGAAACCAUUGUCUGGAAGGCCUUUAGCCCUACUACCAUUAACACUGGCCGAGGAACUGAGUUUGAGGGAGCAGUCAUUGCUCUGUUCCAUCUUUUGGCUACACGAACGGACAAAAUCCGGGCUUUGCGCGAAGCUUUCUACCGUCAGAACUUACCUAACCUCAUGAAUUUGAUUGCUACAGUAUUCGUAUUUGCUGUGGUGAUAUAUUUUCAGGGAUUUCGUGUUGAUCUCCCCAUCAAGUCUGCUCGGUACCGUGGACAAUACAGCAGUUAUCCUAUCAAACUCUUCUAUACCUCCAACAUACCCAUUAUUCUUCAGUCUGCCUUAGUCUCCAACCUUUAUGUCAUUUCUCAGAUGUUGUCUGUACGGUUUAGUGGCAACUUCUUGGUAAACCUACUUGGGCAGUGGGCAGAUGUUAGUGGUGGUGGUCCAGCCCGUUCCUACCCUGUUGGAGGCCUCUGUUAUUAUCUUUCCCCCCCAGAAUCUAUGGGUGCUAUCUUUGAAGAUCCAGUCCAUGUGAUUGUUUAUAUUAUAUUUAUGUUGGGGUCCUGUGCGUUUUUCUCCAAGACGUGGAUUGAGGUGUCUGGAUCAUCAGCAAAAGAUGUUGCCAAGCAACUGAAAGAACAGCAAAUGGUGAUGAGAGGCCACCGAGAUACAUCCAUGGUUCAUGAGUUAAACAGGUACAUCCCAACAGCAGCUGCAUUUGGAGGUUUGUGCAUUGGUGCCCUCUCCGUCUUAGCUGACUUCCUCGGAGCCAUUGGCUCAGGCACUGGGAUUCUGCUUGCCGUCACUAUUAUUUAUCAAUAUUUUGAAAUAUUUGUCAAAGAACAGGCAGAGGUUGGAGGAGUUGGUGCUUUAUUUUUCUAAAUGUCCAAAUAUUAUGUGGUUUGUGAAAAAGGGAACUACAUUUUGACACCAUGCAACCUUUUAGUCCAAUGAUGCCAUUUUUUUUCUUUAUAAAAGUGCUACAUGCCCCAUUUUUCAUAAUGGGCAUCACACAAUGCCUACAUGCAGCUUCUGUACCAGCUGCCUUAAGAAUCAAAGUUUACAUUGUCUUAGUUUUAAAAAAUAGAAAAAUCUUAUCUAGUGCUGCCUGUAAUGCUGGAAACCAAUGCAUCCACCUUCCUCAUGAAACACUGCAGUGGAAAUGGUUAAAUGAUGCCUAUGUUGUUACCAAUCAGAACUUUGCACACUGUACAGUGAUAUUUAAAUAUACCUACAUACAGUGGCAAGAGAAAGCCACCACAAAGGGGUUCUUAGUUGCCCCAUGGAUGAAUCCUUAAGCUCAUUUCAAAGAAGUACACAAGUUUCCCCUCUGAACUCUGUAUUUUAAAAGAAUUACUUUUAUAUGUUUAAAAAAAGAAAGAUAUAGAAUCAUCCCUGUCCUUCAGUUUUCUGAUGAAUGUUUGGUAUCUAGUGCCUUUGUGGUGUUACCUUGGCUUCAAAUCCAGGCUUUGAAGCCAAGAGACAGGGAAAGCAUAUUAGCCAACUUACAUGCCAACUUGAUAUACAGAAGCCCAUGGUAAGGGGAGGGCUAGGUAUCCCUAUUCAAGAUCUCUUCUAUCCUAUGGCAUCCAACUAAGUACUGUCUUGUCUUAUUAUAGGCAGUGAGUCUCACUGCAACCCAUGCUCUUUUUUAGCCCAUGUGCUGCUGUGACUUCACCUCCACUAUUUUCCUCUGAAUUAGAUAAAGCCAAGGUGUAGGUCUUAAAGCAGCAUCAUUUGUAAAAGAGGAGAGAAAUGAGCAAGUCAUACUGGAGAACAACAGUGCUAUCCUGUCAUGCUUUUUGACAGCAAUGUUACAAGUGUAAACAUUAGACAAUAAACUUAUUUAAUUAAAA